Molecule: messenger RNA, 2729 nt
Organism: Anthonomus grandis grandis
Lineage: Eukaryota; Metazoa; Arthropoda; Insecta; Coleoptera; Curculionidae
Exons: 2
Coding region: 978-2198 (406 amino acids)
Source: RefSeq, a predicted model, not a curated record
GAUUAUUAGUGAAAGACGGUCUGGUCUGGUCACUUUACUGAGCUAUUAAAUAUGAAGAGUACAGGGAAAAAACGUGCAAAGUCAGUAUUUUAUAAAAAUUAAGAUAAUACGUUUAUGUGUUGCCUUUCAAAGAAUAUUUUCAUAUAAGCAAUUAAUACCGGCAAGAAACGCACUGUGUCACUGGAUAUUUGCAGUUUUUAAAUAACUAUGCAGGGAAAGAACGUGCAAUGUCAUCGCGAUACUAGAUAAAAACGUGUUAAGUCAGGAAAAAACGUGUUGGGUUGAGAAAAUUAUAUUGUUUUUUUAAGCUCGUAGGUCAGUCUGCCGAUUAUUUUAACUGAGUGAACAUGGCGAGUGACACUAGUGGUGACGAAUUAGAUAAAAAAAUAUGUGGACUAUCUAAAAAACGUAAAAUAACUGGUCGUAUGUCUGAUGUUUCAAAAAAAAUACGCUUACAGAGUCAUGAAGUAGGGCCAGACUGUCAUUGUAAGUGAUUUCAGUGCUUUGAAAAAGUUUUACCUAAUGAACGGGCUAAAAUUAUUAAACAUUUUAAUGAGUUAGGUUCUUGGGACGAACAAAGUGCCUAUCUAUGUGGCCUUAUUCUUCUAAGUCCCGUUUUCCAACGAAGAAAUCGUCGCCCAGAAGAAGAAAGUCACUUCCGGCAGGCUAGUUACUUUUAUAAGGUAAGAGUGCUACGUAAUGAAGGAACAGUCGACAUUCCAGUAUGCCUUAAAGCAUUUUGUUCACUUCAUGGAAUUACACGAAGAAGAGUUCAGACUAUUCACACUUCACUUCUAGUCAAAGGAGUUGCUCCUAAGGACAACAGGGGGAAACAAUCCUAUAAACAUCGUGCACUUAAAGAAGAUAUAAAAAACUGUGUUAUUUCUCAUAUUCGUUCGUUUAAGGGUAGGUCUAGUCAUUAUAGCAAUAAAAAGUCAAAGAAAAUUUACUUACCUGAAGAUUUGAACAUUCGCAAAAUGCACUCAAUGUAUAAAUUAAAACAUCCAUAUAAAUCUGUGUCUUACGACACUUACAGAACUAUUUUUUCGACUGAUUUUAAUAUCAGUUUUGGAUAUCCCCGCUCUGACACCUGUUCCAAGUGCGAUGAAUUCAAUGCUAGAUUAAAGUCGCUAAAUUUAAGGCUUACCCAAAACAUCACUUUGGAAAUAAAAGAGUUCCUAAAUCGCAAAAUAAGAAAGCUUACAUUAGAGAAAGAACUUCAUAAGAAAAAAACAGAAGCCUUUUAUGCUAGGAAGAGACAAGCUCGACUUCAAAGUAGGAAAUCAAUUGAGAUAGAAGCGGUGGCCAUGGACUACCAAAAAAACUUACCAGUCCCGAACAUAACGACUAAUGACGUCUAUUAUAAGCGUCAAUUAUCUUUUUAUUCUUUUAACAUCCAUAGACUUUUGGAUGCUGAUUCAGUAUUUUAUACCUAUUCAGAAGAAGUAGCUAAGAAGGGUUCUAAUGAGGUAUGUUCUUUUUUAGAAGAUUAUGUUACUCAUCAUCUUCCUAGUAGCGUUAAGAUUUUAAUAAUUUUUUGCGACUCUUGUGGAGGACAAAAUAAGAACUUUACAGUGUUUCGCUAUUUGCACUACCUGGUCCACCAAAAAAAGAGGUUUCAAACUAUCAAAGUUGUAUUUCCGAUUAGGGGCCACUCAUUUAUGGAGUGUGACAAAAAUAUGGGUAUAAUUAACUGCAAAUCCAAGACCGAACUACCUUCAGACUGGGUUCGGGUUUUCAAGUUAGCUAGAGUUAAACCAACACCUUAUAAAAUAGAAGAAGUUAACGACAGCCUUAUAAGAGACUGGAGUGCAUUUUUGUCUCCUUUGUAUGUAAAGAAGUGUCCGUUUUUGAGUCGACCAAUAAGAGAGUUGGAAGUCACUGUGAAUCAUCCAAGAAUGAUUCUUCAUCGUGAAACCUAUAAUGGAUCUUGGACUACUUCCAUCGUAACUAAACCAGUCUCCAAACUCAUACGAGGCCCACCUUUAUCUGAAAAGGAGUUUCACUAUCCACCACGAGCUUAUAAUGGUAAAAUUCCUAUUUCAAGAGAAAAAUACAAAGAUCUACAGCAACUGAAAAAAUUUUGUGACGAGAGCACGAUUUCCUUUUACGACAAUCUUCCUGUACUACCCGCAAAGAAAAUCCCUAAAAUGAACAGAAGAGAAAAGCCCGUUAAAACAACAAAAAAUAAGCGCUAAACACCAAUAUAGUAAAUACGGUAAAAUUUAAAACAAAGUGACUUUGCACGUUUUUUUCCUGUUUUUUUUUGUACUUUGGUUGGUUUUGUAAUAAAAUUUAAAAAACUAAUUGAUAUUUUUUAAUUUCAUUACAUAAUUUAAAAAGCUAGUAUACGGUAUAAUAAUUGUUUCCAAAAUCAAAAUUUUAAAAAAAUUAUUAAAAAAUUUAUAGCGUUUUCAAAUUUAAAAUUUUAUUUUCUCAAAUUCAAUUAAUAGUGACUUUGCACGUUUUUUCCCUGUGGUCUUCAUAUAUCAGUCAUAUUCCAUCUACUUUAUAGUCUUGUUAACGAAACCAAGUUGUCAAGAUAAAAAUAAUUAUUCUUAAGUGUUAUCUGAACCUUUUUCAACAAUAUAACUUUGACAAUUUGCACAUUAGAAAGCCCUAACAAAAAAAACAUUAAAAUCCUUUAAAGCACCACUAAUAAAACCUUACAAGUCCAUUUUAUACCGUUAAACUGAUAGACAGUUAUUGCAUAUUGACAGAGUAUAGUG